Molecule: messenger RNA, 474 nt
Organism: Acanthosepion pharaonis
Lineage: Eukaryota; Metazoa; Mollusca; Cephalopoda; Sepiida; Sepiidae
Source: the annotation of a GenBank genome assembly
AUGAUUCAUAUUUGUCUUUCUUUCUUUCUUUCUUUCUUUCUUUCUUUUUCUUUCUUUUCCGUUAUCUUUACCAUCACUUCUCUCUACUAUUCUUCCUUUUUUCUUCCCAUUAUCUUUGUCAUGACUCAUAUUUGUCUUUCUUUCUUUUCUUUCUUUCUUUUUUCUUUCUUUCUUUCCGUUAUCUUUACCAUCACUUCUGUCUGCUAUUCUUCCUUUUUUCUUCCCAUUAUCUUUGUCAUGACUCAUAUUUGUCUUUCUUUCUUUCUUUCUUUCUUUCUUUCUUUCUUUUCCGUUAUCUUUACCAUCACUUCUGUCUGCUAUUCUUCCUUUUUUCUUCCCAUUAUCUUUGUCAUGACUCAUAUUUGUCUUUCUUUCUUUCUUUCUUUCUUUCUUUCUUUCUUUCUUUUCCGUUAUCUUUACCAUCACUUCUGUCUACUAUUCUUCCUUUUUUCCUUCCCAUUAUCUUUGUUAUGA